CAAAAUGGAAUCGUAACAUUGAGAUCCGACAAAUUUACCAGUUUUUAUUACUUUCCAGUACUCCUUUCUUUUUUCUCUUUGUAGGAAACUCAGGAAAAAUUAUCGAUUGUUGUCUUCAAAAUCAAAACCCUAAAUAAUAAAGAAUCCCAUCAGAAGCAGGAAUGAGUACGGGAUCUUCUGAUCAGAGUUCAGAAGAGAUGAGUGACCUUCAUAAAGAUGAGGGUUCUGCUCAUGUCAAAAAAUUAGACCUUAAUCCAUUAGAAAGUAAACAAGAGGGUGAAGUUUAUGAUCAUAGAUCUCAAGUGGAAUUGAAUCAGGAGGAGGAGGAAGAGGACGGGCAAAUCUCGUCACCUCCUGAUGUAAGGUAUGAUGAGGAGAGGAAAGCAAAUGGCAAUGGUAUUGAAACAUUACAGUCUUUCGAAGGCGAAACCCAAGUAGUAAAUAACAAAUUGUCUCGAGAAUCUAACUCCCCUAUGGUGGAAGAUACUUUAGGUAGUGGAGCAGGAAGUGGAAAUGUUCGUGAUGAAGAAUCGAAUAAAAAUUCAGGCAAAACUGAACUUGCCUUUAAUGAAGUGGUAGAUGGAGGUUCUGAGUUUAUUGAAAGAGAUCGGUAUAAUAAUUGUGAAACUAAGAAAGAUGCUUCUUAUUAUUCAAGUAAGUCACCACAGAAUAGUGAUAGACUGGAAGGUAGGAUGAGGUCUCCUUCUGCGCAACAAACUGCUGGUCGGAGAUUGUCUUCUUCACCAAAGGGAGUUCGUGAUUUAUCCCAUGCCCCUAGGUCGCCUACCUCAGCUUCUCCUACAAGACGAAAUUCUACUUCUCCUGGGAGGCGGACUCGGCAAGACCUUAAGCGGAAGGAUGAUCCUGAUAGGAAGCGCCAUGUAGCAUCCCCACGAAAACACUACUCACCUCCUGAUCGCAGAAGGAAAGAGAGAUUGGCAUCUCGAUCUCCCACGAGGCGGAGGGAGUCCACUUCUGGAUAUAGAAGAGAUAAUCGUGAUAGAUCUAGAUCAAGGUCCCCAUAUGCAAGAGACCGUCGUCAGAUAUCCCCAAGGAGGAGGUAUUCCCCAAGGCGCAGGUCUCCACCAGGGAGCCAUUCUCGUCAUCGUUCUCCUAGAAGGAGGCCUUGGUCACCACCUCCGAACCGUAACACUGGAAUCGGUAAACCUGGAAAGAAUUUGUUUGUCGCAGGAUUUAGUUUCGUUACUACAGAGAAGGAUCUUGAAAGAAAAUUUUCAAGGUUUGGCCGUGUAAGAGAUGUUCGCAUUGUGCGGGAUAAAAGGUCUGGGGAUUCUCGUGGUUUUGGUUUUUUAUCAUUGGAAAGAGAUGAAGAUGCGGAUGCAGCAAUUCGGGCUCUUGACCAAACUCAAUGGAAUGGUCGUGUUGUCCUGGUGGAGAAAUCUAAAGCGCCUGCAAGCUAAAACAUAUAAUUUUCUGGUUUGGCUGAAGAAGAUCCUAUGUGCAGUUUAAAUCCAUUCCCUGCAGCAAUAUUAUAAUUUCUGGAUACAUGUUUCAGAACGUGUUUGUUGCAAGACUCUAUGUUUGGUUCGUAGAACGUGUUUCCAAUGUUGUCAAAGGGAACUAUCACUUUAAAGGUUACCUUCAAGAAUCUUGGUGUUAUCAUGGUUGUUUACUCAUCUCUAGAUUAAGUAACAGAUGUCUUUUGUUAAUUUGUUGUAAUCUACUAUCUCUUCCUCUUACAAAAAUGACAAUUUGCAUAAAAUCCUGUUUCAGGGUUCACUGGCGAUUAGAAAUGAAAGUCACCUGCCUUCUUAUGUGCCUAAGAA
This is a messenger RNA of Papaver somniferum (opium poppy), 1787 nucleotides long. Its product is annotated as serine/arginine repetitive matrix protein 2-like. NCBI's taxonomy places the organism in Eukaryota, Viridiplantae, Streptophyta, Magnoliopsida, Ranunculales, Papaveraceae. Gene Ontology annotation, cellular component: U2-type prespliceosome; precatalytic spliceosome; U1 snRNP. Gene Ontology annotation, molecular function: U1 snRNA binding; mRNA binding. The record is from RefSeq and is a predicted model, not a curated record. The coding region runs from base 162 to 1421 and encodes 419 amino acids. Gene Ontology annotation, biological process: mRNA splicing, via spliceosome. The transcript is spliced from 4 exons.